AUGGCAAAGAGCGACCAGUACUUCCCCAACGCAGAAUUGUGGGAUCCGCACCGAUGGGAAAGCAUGGCGGAUCCGAAGGACGAGGAGAGAGAGAAGAUGGAUUACGGAUACGGUCUCGUGUCUACCGGAGCCGAUAGCACGUACCUGCCCUUUGGCGCGGGCAGGCAUAGGUGCAUUGGCGAGCAGUUUGCGUAUUUGCAAUUGAGUAUUGUUCUGAUUGUUACGGUGCGGGAGUUCAGGUUGAGGAAUGAAGAUGGUAAGGAGGGCGUUGUAGCUACGGAUUACUCGGUGAGUGGCCGCUUUGUGCCCGUUAUGCGGUUUUGGCGAACGUUUGUCCAGUCAUUAUUUUCUCGCCCCAUGGAACCAGCGCGAGUGAAGUGGGAGAGGCGCAAUGGAUGCUCUUGA
This is a messenger RNA of Letharia columbiana, 405 nucleotides long. RefSeq lists its product as uncharacterized. The record is from RefSeq and is a predicted model, not a curated record. The transcript has a single exon. NCBI's taxonomy places the organism in Eukaryota, Fungi, Ascomycota, Lecanoromycetes, Lecanorales, Parmeliaceae. Bases 1 to 405 code for a protein of 134 amino acids. Gene Ontology annotation, molecular function: monooxygenase activity; oxidoreductase activity, acting on paired donors, with incorporation or reduction of molecular oxygen; iron ion binding.